Molecule: messenger RNA, 2593 nt
Organism: Chenopodium quinoa (quinoa)
Lineage: Eukaryota; Viridiplantae; Streptophyta; Magnoliopsida; Caryophyllales; Amaranthaceae
Product: RAN GTPase-activating protein 2-like
Exons: 2
Coding region: 519-2141 (540 amino acids)
Molecular function (GO): protein binding; GTPase activator activity
Source: RefSeq, a predicted model, not a curated record
UUAAAAAGGAAAUAGUAAUGAAAAUUAACAUUAAUUACACCGAUCGACACAUAAUUUUGUCAUAAAUUCCUAACUUAAUUCUAUUUUAGAAAGUAUAUUUUAUGUUUAUACUACGUAUAUAACCCUAAGGAUUACGUAUAUCAUUUACCCAACUAAAAAAAAAAAAAAAGAGAAAUGCACGAAAGAGCAAAUGGGCGCGAUGAUUUGAGUGACACUCACACACAACGCAUUUUGUAAUUUGUAAAUUUAAAUUUCAAAUAAAAUGAGAAUUUCAAUUUCCAACCCGAAAUAUAAAAGGCCCCACCAAAGUCCCCAUCCAAUCCCUACUACGGACUAUAAACCUUCUCUUCCGCCCCCUCUUUCUUCUCUUUCUCCUUCUCUUUCCUUCGAUCUCCAUUUUUCUCUCUCCAUUUUCUCACUCUUAUUUAUACUCACUCUUCAUCACUUCUUUCUCUAUUUCUUCUUCACUUCGUUUUUUUCUGGGUUGAUUCUUUGAUCUCCAUUUUUCAGGUUACAUAAUGGAAGCUAUGCAAACAAAUUCUGAGCGUCGUCCAUUCUCGAUCAAAUUGUGGCCUCCUAGCCAGAACACAAGAAUUAUGCUUGUUGAACGGAUGACCAGCAAUCUUUCAACUCCAACAAUUUUUACCCAGAAGUAUGGUAGUUUGACCAAGGAAGAAGCUGAGGAGAAUGCUAAGCAAAUUGAAGAGGUUGCAUUUACUGCUGCAAAUCAAUUCUAUGAAAAGGAGCCCGAUGGUGAUGGAAGCUCUGCAGUCCAGCUUUAUGCCAAGGAAUGUAGUAAACUUAUACUGGAAGCCUUAAAACAUGGUCCUGUAACUAAAUCUAGAGAGGUACCGACUUCUGAUGGAGUCCUUGAAAGUUUAUUUGAUAUAUCAAAAGGCCCACGUGCCUUUAUUGAGGCUGAAGAGGCAGAAGAGCUUUUGGCACCAUUAAAGAAUCCAUCAAACACUUACACUAAGAUAUGCUUCAGUAACAGAAGUUUUGGUUUAGGUGCAGCUCGUGUAGCAGAGCCUAUUUUGUCAUCUGUUAAGGAUAAAUUAAAGGAGGUAGAUCUGUCAGAUUUUAUUGCUGGCAGACCAGAGGCUGAAGCCAUUGAAGUCAUGAACAUAUUCUCAGCUGCCCUUGAAGGCGCUGCUUUGAAGUCUCUUAAUCUUUCUAAUAAUGCCUUGGGUGAGAAGGGUGUUCGAGCAUUUGGAGUGCUCUUGAAAUCGCAGAGUAGCUUGGAGGAGCUUUAUUUAAUGAAUGAUGGCAUCUCAGAGGAUGCAGCACGUGCUGUUGCUGAGUUGGUUCCCUCCACAGAGAAGCUCAAAAUUCUUCAGUUUCACAAUAACAUGACAGGAGAUGAAGGUGCUCUUGCCAUUUCUGAGGUUGUAAAGCGUUCUCCCUUGCUGGAGGACUUUAGGUGUUCCUCAACAAGGGUAGGUUCUGAUGGAGGGGUUGCUUUAUCCGAAGCCCUAGAGGGAUGUGCUCAUUUAAAGAAGCUUGACUUGCGUGACAACAUGUUUGGUGUAGAAGCAGGUGUUGCUCUGAGUAAAGCUCUUGUGAAGCAUGAAAAUAUAGUUGAAGUUUACCUGAGUUACUUAAAUUUGGAAGAUGAGGGGACUAUUGCCGUAGCAAACGCGCUCAAGAAGAGUGCUCCUUUGCUUGAAGUGUUGGAGCUGGCCGGAAAUGAUGUUACUCCUGCUGCAGCAUCUGCUCUGGCUGAAUGCUUAGAAUCAAAGCAGCACCUUGUGAAGUUGAACUUGGGUGAAAAUGAGCUCAAAGAUGAAGGAGCUAUACAAAUUAGCAAUUCUCUUGAAGGCCUUACUCAGUUAAAGGAACUUGAUAUGAAUACAAAUGCGAUCAGAAGAGCAGGUGCUAGAGUUUUGGCUAAGGUAGUUGUGGAUAAGCCUGGUUUUCAAUUGCUGAACAUUGAUGGGAAUUAUAUCUCUGAUGAAGGAAUUGAUGAAAUCAAUGACAUUUUCAAGAAGUCUCCCAAGAUGUUAGGAUCAUUAGAAGAGAAUGAUCCAGAAGGUGGAGAUGAAGAUGAAAAGGAAUCUGAUGAGGAGGGUGAUGGUCAUGGAGAGGAGAAUGAACUGGAAUCUAAAAUGAAGAAUCUCGAUGUUGAAGAUGACAAGGAAUAGGUGUAUUUCUGGUAGGUGGAAAUACGUAGGAUAGUAGCUUAUUUUUAGUGUCGAAUCCACUGUCGACCUGUUUUCCUCUUUUAUCUUGGACAUCGCAUUGGAUUGACAGCUACUUAGAGCAUUUGGUAGCGAUGGCUUUCAUGGGAGCGACUUGUAGGUUUAGAUUUAUAGUUUCUCCUGUUGAACUCCCAUCCCCCACUUUUGUGUUUUAUUUUACUAUUUUUGUGUGGGUAGAAAUGUUUUAUUGUACUACUGAGCCGUUGUGUUAAGUAGGAUUCUGUUUCGAACAGCUAUUGAACUUGUUUUAUCGUGUUGUAAAGGAGGGAAUGUCAUUUUUCGUGAUAUUCACUUCCAGUUUUUAACUUUCAAGAGCACGUCCUAUGUUUUAGACAAUCUAAUAAUCUUACUUAAAGAUUAUCUGCCUGGUAAAUGUGUUAAAAAUUCUAUCCAUU